This is a messenger RNA of Oppia nitens, 1800 nucleotides long. Its product is annotated as nuclear hormone receptor HR96-like. Gene Ontology annotation, biological process: positive regulation of transcription by RNA polymerase II; negative regulation of transcription by RNA polymerase II; cell differentiation. Gene Ontology annotation, molecular function: nuclear receptor activity; zinc ion binding; RNA polymerase II cis-regulatory region sequence-specific DNA binding. The record is from RefSeq and is a predicted model, not a curated record. Lineage: Eukaryota; Metazoa; Arthropoda; Arachnida; Sarcoptiformes; Oppiidae. The coding region runs from base 96 to 1706 and encodes 536 amino acids. The transcript is spliced from 8 exons.
UAUACAUGUUGUUUUUAAUUGUGUACUUUAAUUUUUUAAUAUGUUAAUUAUUUAAUAAUUAUUUCAAUCAUUUACGAUUAACAUAACAAACAGAAAUGACUGAUAAGGAUUUGACAAAAGUAUGUGGCAUUUGUGGUGACAAAGCUCUCGGCUAUAAUUUCAAUGCAAUUACAUGUGAAUCAUGCAAAGCAUUCUUUAGAAGAAAUGCUUUAAGAAAUAAAGAAUUCAAGUGUCCAUUUGAUGGCAAAUGUAAGAUAGAUUUAGUCACCAGAAGAUUCUGCCAGAGAUGUCGGCUUAAGAAAUGUUUUGACAUCGGUAUGAAAAAGGAAUGGAUUCUUUCAGAAGAGGAAAAAGUUAUGAAAAGGAGUAAAAUUGCAGAAAACAGAAAAAGAAAGCAUGACUUCGAUGGCAACGAUGGCAUUAAAGUCGCCGACUCGACCACCAGUGCUGAUAUUAACCUCAUGCCUGUUGUUAUGGCUAACAAUUGUGAUAAUUUACAGAUGAUAUCAACAAAUAUGAACCAAAACCUUACCAAAAGUGCAAUGUUUGAUAUGAAUGCCAUUAAUGAUAAUAACAAUAGUUAUCAAUACAGUUGUGAUAAUAAUAAUAGUAUGCUUUUCAGUGCAAAUAGAGUACAAAACAGUGAUUCUUAUAAUACAUUUUGUGAUUCAUUAAUCCAAAACUCAUACUUUGAUGAAUCGCAAGAAUGUUUGGCCAUCGGUUCCAAUCAAACUAAUAUGAAUUCAAAUGAUUUACAAUUGAUGACUAUUGAUAGUGAUAAUCAACAAAAUAAUUAUUGUAAUGGUAUUAAUGGUAUCAAUGGUAUCAAUGGUAUCAAUGGUAUCAAUGGUAUCAAUGGUAUCAAUGGUAUCAAUGGUAUCAAUGGUAUCAAUGGUAUCAAUGGUGAUGACAAUUUCAAGACAAAGUUGGACGACAUUUCACAAAUUGAUGACAUGAAUGACAUACCAGAGAUUGUCUAUAGGAAAGCCAUUGAACUGGAAUUUGCAUCAAUUCCUAUAAGAAAAUCAAUAAAUGAAAUUAAUUCAAAUUAUUUUGAAUUUAACGAAUUAGAGACAAAUAAAUUAUCAGAAUUUUUGAAUGCAUCCAAUAUAUUGAAGGAACCGUUAACUUCAAUACCGACACAAAUGACCGGCAUUUUGGACGCACUUAAGAUGACUGACCAAACUGUUAGGCGAUUAAUAAAGACAGCUAAACGUCUUCAAGGAUUUAAGAUGUUGUGCCAACGCGACCAGAUUGCUCUUCUUAAGGGUGGAUGUACUGAACUCAUUAUAUUGCAAUCUGUCAUCUCUUACAACUACGACAAACAAUAUUAUUCAUUUGUUAUGUCAAAAGGCAAUGUAUAUGAGGCACACAAAAAGUUUAUGAUGGCUUUCAAACAGGAAUGGGAUUCAGACACAACUAUAGUUGAUUUGUUAAUUGCAAUAACACUUUUCUCACCUGAGCGACAAAACGUAACCCAAAAAGAUAAUAUAAAACUUGAACAGCAAACAUACAUGUAUUUAUUACAAAGAUAUUUAGAGAUUAAAUAUUACUCUAAAUGUGAGGCAAAAUCUAAAUUUUUGCGAUUAAUGACAAAAUUAGAAGAAUUGCAUUCACUUAAUGAGGACCACAUCCGCAUGUAUUUGGACGCCGAUCCAAAUGAUUUUGGACCACUUCUUAUAGAGAUUUUUGAUUUAAAACAUUAAACAUUUUUAUUAUUUUCAAUAUUUAUCUCUUUUAAAAUACACAGAUAAUUAAAAAACAGUAAUUACAAGAAAAAUUAUUUUUGGUAUAUACUGU